CCCCCUGAGCACGGCAUGCCGCCUGGACCUGGCAGCAGCGCCCCCAACAGUCCCAUGGCCCUGCUCACCCUCAGCUCCAACUGUGAAAAAGAAGUACGUCUACAGAUGGAUGAUGUCAUCGAUGAUAUUAUUAGCUUGGAGUCAAGUUACAAUGAAGACGUUCUUGGACUGAUGGACCCAGGACUCCAAAUCAACAACCAGCUCCCUGUGUCUGGCAACCUUCUUGAUAUUUAUGGUAAUCAAGGACUUCCACUCUCGGGCCUCGCCAUCAGCAACUCCUGUCAACCCAGCAUUAAAAGGGAAUACUCAGCUCCUGGCAUGAAGCAAGUACUGGACAAGUCUGGAUCCUGUAGCCAGUAUGAAAACUACCAAAGGCAAGAGGGCUUUCCAGUAGAGGCUGAGGUUCGUGCUAUGGCUAAAGAGAGACAAAAGAAAGACAACCACAAUUUAAUUGAACGCAGACGGAGAUUCAACAUCAACGAUCGCAUUAAAGAGCUUGGAACUUUAAUCCCCAAGUCAAAUGACCCAGACAUGCGCUGGAAUAAGGGCACCAUUCUGAAAGCCUCGGUGGACUACAUCAGGAAGCUGCAGCGGGAGCAGCAGAGAGCCAAGGACCUGGAGUGCAGACAGAGGAAGGUGGAGCACGCAAACCGUCACCUGAUGCUGCGUAUACAGGAGUUGGAGAUCCAGGCCCGCGCUCAUGGUCUUACAGUGGUUUCAUCCCCAUCUGUCUGCACGUCAGAGUUAUUGGCCCGAGCCAUUAAACAGGAGCCUGUCCUUGGCGACUGCCCCUCAGACCUCUACCACCACAGCUCGGACCCCGACAUGUCCCCUCCAACCACACUGGACCUGAACAAUGGCACCAUCACCUUUGACCAGAUCCCUUCAGACGGUGGGGACCCCGGCCCCUAUGGAAACUCCAGGACCUGUAAAAUGAAGGGGUUGGUGAGGGACAGCCUGUCGUUGAUUUCCUCGAAUGAUCCCCUGAUGUCCUCUAUGUCCCCAGACGGCUCCGACAACGCCAGCAGCCACCACAGUUCCAGCUCCAGUAUGGAGGAGAAGGAGCACAGCUGCUAGCAUUGUCCAUUUGUAGCACCAUUAAUGAGGCGCCUACAUUAUAGUGACUUAAAGGUAUCCACAUGACGCAGUGGAUGAAGGAACUGAGAAGCCCAUUUCAUCUUGAUCUCAAAUUUUUAUCAUUGUUUGCUCAAAUAUUGCUGAACUAUUUUUAUUUUGUUGUGAGCUUUCAUGCAUUUAUCCAUUGUGCACUCUAUUGAUACAGUCAUAUGAUCUCAAUUCCACACAGAUGGAUAGCUCAGAAUUACUUGACAAGCAAAUGUGAGGCUACUGAGAAAUGUCUGCUGUCAGUAUAGAUUAGUCAACAUUAUAACUUUAUAGUUUUUAGCCUUUUUAAUUGUUGUUGUUUUUAAAUUUUGAUAUUUUCAGAGAUACAUACAGGGUACUGAGCUGUCCUUGGCAAUUGGGAUAACAUACAUGUGAAAACUUACUUCACAUGUAUAUAUGAUGUAUACAAUAUUGAGAGAGAAGUGCAAAUUGCUGAUGCUUAAACUUGCCAGAAGAAACCUUUGGUUGACUGGAUGUAAAAUUCUAACUUCUGGUUAUUCAAUUGCAAACAAAUAUGCAUAUAAUUACUUAUGAAGUAUAAAUAGACUUGUUUCUAAACAUAUUUAAGUUGUAUUAUUUAAACUCCAUGCUCUAAAAAUCUUUUGAAGAACUGAUAAAUCAGAGGUGACCAAAUGAGAAUAACUGUUGUUAAUAUGGGGUAUUAUAUUAUUACUAUCAUUUAUUUAUUUUUAUUAUAUUUUUUCUAUUUCUAUUCACAAAGAGCUUGCUGGGUUUGUAUCAGUUAUGAAUACUUGUUUUUAUCUGAGGAAUUUAAAACAUCAGUGAUCUUUUCCUAUUCUCACUUGUUGUCAGAUAUCAGAAACUUUCCUAAUUUGUAAUUACGGGCUAGUUUUUAAGAGAAUUUAGAAACAUGACAAUAUAAUGUAAAUGUACCUUAUAUUGAUAAUGUAUGA
Molecule: messenger RNA, 2039 nt
Organism: Platichthys flesus (European flounder)
Lineage: Eukaryota; Metazoa; Chordata; Actinopteri; Pleuronectiformes; Pleuronectidae
Gene: mitfa
Product: melanocyte inducing transcription factor a
Exons: 8
Coding region: 16-1077 (353 amino acids)
Biological process (GO): regulation of transcription by RNA polymerase II; melanocyte differentiation
Cellular component (GO): nucleus
Molecular function (GO): DNA-binding transcription factor activity, RNA polymerase II-specific; protein dimerization activity; RNA polymerase II cis-regulatory region sequence-specific DNA binding
Source: RefSeq, a predicted model, not a curated record